AUGGCAAAAGUGCCUAACAAGGCAGCGCUUGUUACAGCUGGAUCAUUUAACCCCGUCUGCUCGUUUGCCUAUGCAGUGUCCCGAGAAGGCGGCAGGAAGGUAUUGGAACUUGUCGGUGGUGCAAAGGACGAGGCGUUCGACGUUGCUGUGAUGCACAACUGCAAACUCGGAAAAUUGAACUGCAUCUCUAUCGUGCCUGAGGUUAUCCAUCAGUAUUUUCCUGCGCAAUCCUUCGGGGUGAAGAGCCUGGUGGACAUUGGCAACGGGGAAAAGCCAGGGCCUGGUGACGAGAAAUUUGAAAAUGUUAUGGGCUCAACGGAAAAUAUCUUGCAGAGUGCUCGAUGUAGUGCUUUGUGGGACAGAAAGUGUCCAAGGCCGAAUUCGAAGACCACUACUUCGCCCUCUCCCCCGAACUACAAGCACGAUGAAGCCUCCACAGAACUGCGCAUCUACUUUCCCGUCGCACGUGCGCUGCUGGAACACGACGGCGCCCUGCUCGAAGCUAAUGGCCUCGGCGAAUUCGAACACCAGAGUCUUCAUGGUGACUACGCCGUGCUUGGACGACGACAGACCGAGCACGUCCGCGGAGUAGCCAGCAACAUCGUCAAAGACGGAACGAUCUACCUCGCCAAGCGGAGCAGGCCGGUCCGUCAAAUCGCAAUGUGCGAGUCUAUGACUUCGGAUACCGGUUGCUUGACCGCCAUCAGUGGAGAAUCCGACUACGACAACGGGGAGAAUCCAGAUGCGACGGACAACGGAUGCGUUGCGAACCAUGGCAAGGCCAACUGCAGUAAGAAGUAUGGGCUUGACGAGGGGAGAUGUACGAUAAACCCGGAUCCAUGUAUGGAUUACAGUGGAUGGUUCACAGAUUGGAGAAGUCACAAGUAUCUGUACUUCCUGGGAAGUGCCUGUUCUGUCGGUGUCGAUGGGAAGUGCUGA
This is a messenger RNA of Aspergillus thermomutatus, 939 nucleotides long. RefSeq lists its product as uncharacterized. The record is from RefSeq and is a predicted model, not a curated record. The transcript is spliced from 2 exons. NCBI's taxonomy places the organism in Eukaryota, Fungi, Ascomycota, Eurotiomycetes, Eurotiales, Aspergillaceae. Bases 1 to 939 code for a protein of 312 amino acids.